AAAGGGACGACGGACGGCGGUGGUCUGCGUAAAAAAAAUCCAAAAUCCCGUCGUAAUUUUAUCGAAAACCGUGUCUCUCCGUGGUGAUCUCGUCUCGUGUAUUCGUCGCCGUCGUAACCAGCGUGUGUUUCUGUUCGAAAACCUUACCGGUCGGCGCCACGAUCGAAACAAAUAUUGUCAAUAAUCUUCGAAAACCUAAAAUCGAUACAGUUAUGUGAAGAAACAAGAAAAGUUCGAACCCAAAAGAAGUGCAAACGAAAACGAAACAUGCAUGUGCUGAGUGUAGUGGUGUAGCUGCAUAUUGUGCAUUCGAAAUUCCGCCUGAAACAAUAGUUGAGAACAGGAACGCAUGAAGCGAGUGAGCACAUCGUAGUAGCGGCGGUAGUGUGAACCCAAACAGAGCCAAAGGGCAGGGCUGAUGAUGAUGCACAGGAUGAGUGCACCGACCGUUGAUGACGGCCAAGUGUUAGCGGAUGUCGCCGUCGCAUUCCACGGUACUGCGAUGGUGCGGCGGUUGUAGAGUGUGUAGCACUUCUGCGACCACAACACAGUAGCAGUAGUUGCCACUGCUACCGGUCCUACUGUCUGUGAACCGAUGCCAAGCAAUCAAGCGGCAGCAUCCCAAGCAAGCAGCAGCAGCAGCAGCAUUCACGAUUGAACGAGCAUCGCAGCAUCACGUCUCCUAGCAGAGGAGAGGCAGGUGGCGGAGAAGGAGAAGAGAGGAAGUGGAGGAAGUAGACGAAGAGGACCGUGUCGCUGAGGGUUUCACUGUAGAUGACCGGUGGCACAUUCGACGGAAUGGCGGCCCUUCAGCAACAUCAACAGCAGCAGCACCAGCAGCAACCGCAGCAUCAGCAUCAGCAGCAGCAGCAGCAGCAACCGCUGCCCAUGUCAAUCGAGAAGCUGGUGCGCGUAGGCUACUACGAGCUGGAGAAAACGAUUGGCAAGGGUAACUUCGCCGUUGUCAAGCUCGCCUCGAAUGUCAUAACAAACUCUAAGGUUGCAAUUAAAAUAAUCGAUAAAACAUGCCUGGACGAGGAGAACCUGGCGAAAACGUUCCGCGAGAUAUCGAUACUGAAGGUGCUGCACCAUCCGCACAUUACGCGGCUGUACGAGGUGAUGGAGUCACGCAACAAGAUCUACCUGGUGACGGAGCACGCGGCGCAGGGCGAAAUCUUCGACCAUCUCGUCGCGAACGGGCGCAUGAAGGAGGAGGAGGCGGCGCGCAUCUUCUCGCAGAUCGUAUCGGCGGUCGACUACUGCCAUCGGCACGGCAUCGUGCACCGUGACCUGAAGGCGGAGAACGUGCUGCUCGAUACGGACAUGAACGUGAAGCUGGCCGACUUUGGCUUCAGCAACACGUUCGUCGAGGGUCAACCGUUGCGCACGUGGUGCGGUUCGCCACCAUACGCGGCCCCGGAGGUGUUCCAGGGUGUCGAGUACGAUGGGCCCAAGUCGGACAUCUGGAGUCUCGGUGUGGUGCUGUACGUCUUGGUCUGCGGAGCGCUGCCCUUCGACGGGACGACGCUGCACGAUCUACGCAGCGUCGUGGUGGCCGGCAAGUUCCGGAUACCGUUCUUCAUGUCGCAGGAGUGCGAACAGCUGAUCCGGCACAUGCUCGUCGUUGAGCCCGAGCGUCGCUAUUCACUAAAGCAGAUCGCACACCAUCGCUGGUUGGGCCAGUACAACUCGACGCCCCUGCUCGCAGACGUCAACACGCAAUCGAUGGAAGCGGGUGAGCCGGGAGAACAGCAUCCGGGGACAACACGAGACGCUGGUGGCACGAUGCCGCUGGAUGCGGUUGUGAUGACGCACAUGCUACAAUUGCCAGGCCUUACCGCGGACAUGAUCGCCCAGUCGGUGCAUGAGAAUCGCUUCGAUCACAUCUACGCCAUCUAUAGCCUGCUGGUGGAUAAGCUGCGCCAGAAGCGCAAGGAGAAGGGCCGGUUGCAGCACCAUGCCAGCCUGGCAUUUGCGCGCUCUCGAAAGACCAGUAUUACGACGGGUGUGGUCGAUCGGACAGAGGUCAUCAAGAACGAUUCGCUCGAACGGCUCAGCCCGCUGACGAGCGUCGGUUCGACGAUUCUGAAUCUCUCGACCGGACUCGGCGGUACGGAGGAGCUCGAAAAGUACGAUCUCGAUGGUGCCGCCACCGCAGCACGGGACGGUAUCGCGGGAAGUCUCACGGGAGGAGUAGCCACACCCGGACAGGCUGGUACUGGGGCGGCAGUGGGCGGUAAGGUGCCGGAUGCGAACGAUCAUCAUCACCUAUUCCCACCAGGAACAGCGUCGGGUAUAGCGGCGACGUCGGCAGCAGCGGCGGCGGCGGCAGCCGGUUGCAAUGGUGGUGGCAACACGCGACGGCACACGGUCGGUCCGGGCGAUGUGGCACACGAGCAGGUACUGGUCAACCCGAAUGUGGUGCCGAUCUCGUUCAAAAUGCACGAAACAACCGUCAACCCUCCGACGCCAAACGUUCCAAUCAACAUACCGUCGCUACAGAACCAACCGAUACACAAUCUGACCAUCAAGGAUCAGCAUUUGCUGAAACCACCGACCGUCAUGGGAGCAACGAGUUCGUUCGGUCGAAGAGCAUCGGAUGGUGGAGCCAAUCUGCAAAUUUAUUACCCUUCAUCAUCCACGAAUUUUGCGGAUCAGUCGCAGCAGCAGCCGCAGCAGCAGUCCCAACAGCAGCAACAGCAGCAGCCACUAUCGCCACAGCAAGUCACGGAUGGUGCUGGACCCGGUGUAAAUGGCGUCGCGCUCGCCGUCGAUCAUCUGAUGCUGCAGACGCCCAGCAGCGAAGGAACGGAUGAUUCGAACGAUGAAAUUCAACGGUAUAUGCAUGGCCGUGGAUGUACUAAACGACACACUGUCGGCUGUACGGAUGAUCUAUCAACCGGGUGUUCCUCACCGAUGGAUCCACCGCAGGGGUCACACUCUCCCGCACCGAUGGCUGGUGCCGGGGGUGCCUCCGGUAGUUCUGCUGGUGGUGCUGGUGGUGGCGGCGGAGGCCGUACUAGACGUACCGGUCUGUUGACGGUGAUGGAACGUCCACCGGUGAUCAGUCCGGAUUUAAUACGCGAGGUUGAGGCACGCAUGAACCGCGACUAUUUGCCACCGUCGCUGCUUUCGUCACCUUCUUCGUCCGGUGGUCAGGCGGUACUGAGCAGCACCUGCUCACCCCCUAGUUCUUCAGCGGUUGCAGUCACACCGACAACGGCUUCCUCAUCUGAUACUGCCAACACUGGAUCGGCCGGCAGUAGUGGUGGUCGAGGUGCCCUUACUCCGACUGCUAAGCAUUCAUCAUCGCUCCAAUCUCCGAUCUCGUUGUCACCGGUGGUAGCCGUAACUCCAACCGGUUCCCAGCUGAUAACAGGACACUUGAUUUUAGGUAGUCCAAUUCCCAUCGCUCACCAGCAGCAGCAUCAACAGCAACAUCAUUCCACUCAACUGCAGCUUCAGCAGCAGCAACACCAACUGCCAGCGCAAUCGUUAGUCCAAGCGCAACCGAUAGUUCGCCGUUAUGCUCGAGCCUGUAAGCUACCAACCGUCCAGGAAUUCGCAGGUCGCUACAGCCCGGUACGACGAGCGUCAGAAGGAUCUCGCAUCACCUCGCAGUUUCCGGGUCCGUUCCAAGAGUGUCAACAGCUACAGAAGGGUCUGCAUGCGGCCGCCUUGGCACAACAGCAACAGCAUCAUCAGAUGCAGCAGCAGCAGCAGCAGCAGCAGCAACAGCAACCGCUACCGGCACAUCAUCGUAACAACAACUUGCUGAUCACUCCGAGUCCACCGCUGGCGGAUAACUCGGUUAGCUUGCCCGGUUCGCCGAUGCACUGUAAGGUGCCGAUGUUUGGCGAGGUCGCGAUCGAUCGACCACCGGAUCUCACUGUACCACAUGACGUGCUGCUAUCGUUGAUGCCAGCGCUUGAAAAGCUGGUGCUAGAGAACCGAUUACCGAUCGAGACGGCCAAUGGGAUCGUGAACACGCGUACCAUGCCUUAUGAGGUGGGCCAUCAGCUGGGCAUCGUCCGUGCUGGUGGCGUGGUGACGUCCGUCACUGGUGGACAUGUUUUCGAUAUGGGGUUGAAUGUGCUGCAACUACAGCAUAGCCAGAGUGUUUCACCGUUGAACUCGGUACUGCGUCAAACUGCUGCUACUGGAGGAGGAGCGGGAGCAGGAGCAAACGUUGGUGGCUAUCCGUUGUCCGGUCGGCCUACCGGCUUUGGACUACAACCAAGCUACAUCGCUGGAGGUGGUGGUGGUGGUAUGUUUGGAACGUUCGGUAAUGCUCCUUACGGUGGCGGUGGUUACACUGGCCAGUACGGUGCUAGUGCCGGUGGUACGGCAAGCGGCAUCAGUCCCACCAUUGGUCUAACGUGCCAUCCGUCGGGACUAGAGUAUCCUGGAAGCAAUAGCAACAGUGGUUGUCCUUCGCCCGUGUACUAUACUAGCGGAUGCUCUUCACCGAUCCUUCCUGGACCACCGUUGGUCAUGGGUGGUACCGGUGGUGCAGGUAGCUGUGGUCCUGGAGGUAGCAAUGCAACCCCUCUGUCUGGAAGUGCCUCUUCGUCGAGUGCUGUCGGCGGUGGUGUUGGUGGUGGUGGCGGUGGCGGUGCUUCACCGAUGCAUCAGAUCACCAGGGGCAUUAGCUCGCUGAAUACGGGCGGUGGAUCGAUCACGAGAGGAACGCCGGCAGCACCAGCGGCCCUCCCGCCAGUCUUCCCGCCCGCUUCGGUAGCCUGCAAUGAACCGCUCGAUCUUUCGAUGGACAUCGUGAACAGUGUGGAGAUCGAUUUCAGCGGUCGAGGGCUGUACUCGGGCCCCACCACUCCGGUCAACUAUUUCGAUCCCAAGGGCUACGGAUUGCUGCCGCCGGCACCGCCUCCCCACCAGACGAUGCGCAUCUCGGCGACACCACCAACUUCACCGAACAACUUGUGCAUUAUCCAGGAGGAGCAGCAGCUCCAUGGUAGCUCAUCGGGAACGGCUACGGUCACUGGCAGUGUGAGCACUGUUGGAUUCCGGAGUCAUUCGGUGACCGGUUCGCCGGAAGAUCUAAGCUUCCAGCAUACCCAUCCGCAGAUCUGCCUGACGGAUGUGCAGGGCAGCGAAAUCACGCUGGUAGCUCUGUCCGACUCGAGCCGCGGUGAUUCGGAUGAUUCGUUGAAUGGUUGCUGCGGUGGUGUGUCGGGGGGAGGCGCAAAUACCAGUAGUGCGUCGGGGUGUGGCCUUGGUUUUUCCGGUCUGCUCAUAACCGAUCCGCCGGGUGAUAUGCCUUCGAUAACACGUGGCGUUGGCCGUAAAGCAAGUCUCGAUACGGAGAACAACUCGACGGCGACGAACUCGUCGUCGAUGGCUACCAGCAUAACCACCACCAGCGGCUCGGCCAAGCUCGACACUUCGGAUCUCAGUGAAUCGUAUGUGCGGCGAGGCAGCGACAAAUCGCUUGGCUUCAGUGACGACAGCCUGAGCAACGAUUCGAAUCCCUCGAACUUAUCGCCCAGUCAGGAACCACCGUCGGCUUCCGUGUCGACCAGUUCCGGCUUCCGGAGUGGAGGUCUCGAUUCGGAGCAUGAUACAUCGGCCCGUCUGAGUCCUGAUUCGCUCGGCGAUGGUGCAUCGACCCGUAGCACUGUGGGUGGUCCUGGCAGUGGUCUGGGGGACGAGUGCUAUGAGCUUCCGUUGCCACAGGAGUGCUCAUCGCUCGAUUCGGCCCGCAUACUCGAGUUGGUUAAGCGAACGCUUGAUUCGACGAUGCCACCGAAGGGCUGCAUUUACGGGAGCAGCAGCAGCAGCAGCAAUGGGCGAACAAUGGUGGCGACACCGGCUGCAACGGGCGAUGCAACCGAUCCAUCCAUCUCCAAUGGUCGAUCUGCGAUUGGUGUAGCGGCGGCUGCAGCCGUUGCCGAAGGUCGCAGUGCGGAUGGUGCCGUCGGUGCCACGGGUACAGCAAACGGUGGCGAAGGAGGAUCGGCAGCAGGAGGAACGGAUAGUAGAUCGAAUCUUAGUCUCGAGUUCUCGGGCGGACUGCAGAUCGAACUGCAGGUGUACGAGGGCCGCAGCAAGGACAGCAAUACGAGCAAGGGCAUCAAGCUGCGCCGCAUCUCGGGCGAUCAGUACGAGUACGGUAAGCUAUGCCAGCAGCUCAUCACCUCGCUGACGGUCUAGGUUACGGUUAGAAAAUCCAGAUUCUUAGGAAUCUAUUGUGUAUUUUCGUUCAAACGCCAUGAUAAGCCUAUUGUAAGCGUUUCGUUGCUUAUCAUAAUCGUUUCGGGUCAGCCAGAGCGGGGGGACCGUAUGCCAAUAGUAGGAAGGCUAGAAGUUAGGUUAGUGUACUGAUUAGUGUAGCGAACGUUUUAAUGUGUUCCGUUAGAGAAGCCCCCGUACUACUACUAGGUCUUGGAUCUUGCUCGGGUUUGUUUUUUGUUCCAUCGGAUGCCAGACGAUGUGAGGAGAGGGAGUAUGGCAUUAAUUUUAUCACUUGAACCAAUUCCCUACCUAUCUUUCUCAUUCGUGCGUUGUUAGGAGGGAAGGAUUCUGGAUUUUAUUAUUAUUUUAAUCGUCUAUAGUUUAGUGCAAUGGCUUUAGUUUACAGUGAAUUCCAAAGCACUUUUUAGAGCGAGAAACAGGCCCACUCGCCUCACUACGGAUUACGGAUUCGCCAUUGUCGGGUGGAGCGUAUGGCGUCUUUGUUUUUGCAAUCUGCCUGAUAUCAUGCUGUGUGGAAGGCCUGUGACUGUUCACUAUAUUGUACGUAACGUCUUUUAUCGAUUUUAAUUUUUUCUUAUUUUAAUUGCUGCCUCAUGAGGUGGUUCCGCCGCGUAUGAUACCCCGCUACGAGGUAUGUGGACCUUAAGACCACCUGGCCGGGACAUGGCUGAUGAUUUGUGUUCAAACAAAACAAGAAUGAUUCCCGUCAAGAGUGUGACCGCGGACUCAACGAGAUUUAACGAGUGUUUGUUCCAGUUGUUGUUCCAGCAUCGUUUAGUUCUGCUGUGUUGCCUCCACCAAACCGAAUGCCAUUAAAAGGGGAUACGUUCCAAACGUGUCUAGGGAGAAGGGUUAGCGGGAUACAUACCGUAGCAUGUGAGAUACACACAAGCAAAACAAUAUGUGCAAUUUCUUAUAGCCAAUACAUUCCAAACAAAAGGUACAGCAAAGCAAAGCGAAAGAGGUGGAGAGAGUGUGGAGCCAGUGUCCAGCUGGUAUCAUUGGUACGUGUGUUUGUUUCUUAUCAGUUUCUGUUAGUAACAAAAGAGUAGGGGGAAGCAAGUUGGCCACGCAGCAGCAGCAGCAGCAACAGCAGCCAGCGCCGCAUAUGCUUUACUAGGCUGCGUUUAGGUCCGAGUUAGACUAUCGAAAGAAGAACAUUCCCCGAGAAAGAAAAUUAUAGUAGACUCAGCACACACACACACACACGCGCGCAUACACAGUCUUGCUCGCUAAACGCGAGUCAUCCUCAGCCGAUUUUGCUUUUCGAAUUAAACGCGUUAGAUAUUUAUUGAUCGACGAUCGACCUCUUGCGUUCAAUGCGUACGUCUGUGUGUGCGUUGGGGUGGGUGUAGGUUGUUGAGGGUGAACGUUCGGGGCGUGAUCGCGCACAAAACCAUCGUAGCACUAUUGUAGUGUAGGGGACAUACGAAUUGGAAGAUUGAGACCAAAACACGCGAGCAUGUGCCGAGCGAUCCGCUGCAGAGUUUCCGGUACACAUCGGCUUUGUUCGAUAGAAUGUGACAAGAGUGCAAUGAUGGGGAUAGCGGGAAAGGACAAUUAGCCAGGAGCAUUACUAGCUUAGUUUCUAUACAUAUAUAGAUAUAUAUAAUAUUACUUAUAUACAAAUAUAUAUACACAAAAACACACACAUACAUUAGAUUGUGCGAAUCUAGCGGCUAGUAUUUCCAAUAUUAAGGGGCGCAAAUGAGGGAACACGCUUAAUGCGGUACCGACCACGCGCGGUAAGGUAGCAAGGCAAGGAAAAAAUGAAGCAAAAGAUAAAAAGACAAACAAAACACACACACACACAUACACAGUCCUGAUUAUAUGAUAACAUACACACGCAAACAAGAACUAAAACAUUAAAGUUAAAGUUAGCCCGUAAUGUAUGCUGCGAGUUGGGGUGUAGAUGAGGCUUCAGCCCGUAACUAAAUGACCAACUAAACCGACUAGCAGAUGGCAUCCUCCUUUGUCCUUUCUCAAAGAGAGAACUGUGAGGGUUGAGUUUGGUUAGGUGCAGCUACUAGCAUCAAACAACAGCCACAACUAAACCAAACAGCCGCCAUUAUGGCCAUCCAGCAUGAAGCAGGCAUGGUGCAACACAAAAUACGUGGCGCACUUAGUAACGGCGGCAUAGAGACGCAGAUGCAGAUACGUUAAGGAGAGAUCGAGAGAUGGAGGUGAAAAGCAGAACAAAUUGCAAAAUCUUAUCAUUAAAAGACUGCUGUGAUUUUAACAUAAUAAAUCAAAUGAUAAUGGGG
Messenger RNA from Anopheles darlingi, 8477 nucleotides. RefSeq names its product serine/threonine-protein kinase SIK3 (gene Sik3). Gene Ontology annotation, cellular component: cytoplasm. NCBI's taxonomy places the organism in Eukaryota, Metazoa, Arthropoda, Insecta, Diptera, Culicidae. The record is from RefSeq and is a predicted model, not a curated record. Gene Ontology annotation, molecular function: tau-protein kinase activity; ATP binding; protein serine/threonine kinase activity. Gene Ontology annotation, biological process: microtubule cytoskeleton organization; intracellular signal transduction; protein phosphorylation. The coding region runs from base 775 to 6171 and encodes 1798 amino acids. The transcript has 7 exons.